Punica granatum (pomegranate) is the source of this 1812-nucleotide messenger RNA. The record is from RefSeq and is a predicted model, not a curated record. NCBI's taxonomy places the organism in Eukaryota, Viridiplantae, Streptophyta, Magnoliopsida, Myrtales, Lythraceae.
AUGAAUUUUGUCGAUGCUAGCAACAGCAACACACCCACUCUUACGCCACCUACUAGAGAAUCCACCCCUAGUUUUUCUAUUUCAAAAGCCAUAAAUAGAGGAAAAUCUGAUCCAGCAUGGGCACAUUGCAAGGAAGUACCAUCAGCAAAUGGAAGGAAGAGGCUACUAUGCUUGUAUUGCUCAAAAGCUCUCUUCGGUGGCGGUAUAAAUCGGUUUAAGCAACAUUUGGUGGGAUUAAAAGGAAAUGUAGAGGCAUGUUGGAAGGUACCGGAUGCUGUUCGAUUUAGAAUGCAGGAACAUCUGGUUGGGCAUAUGUUAGAAAAGAAAAGGAAGUAUGAUAUGUUAGAUGAACAAAAUCCAUAUGCUCCACCCUCUGAGCAUGACAAGGAGAUAGUAGAAAUGACACAUCUUCAUUCAAAAGCAAAAGGAAAGGCAGCUCAAUCCAAGACAGCGAUGCCAAACAAGAUGAAAAUUAAUUCUUACUUCGAACCGAGAACAACACCGGGAGCUCAAAGGACACUCAAGAGUGUUUUGCAAAGCAAAGAAGUCACCGAGAAGUGUGAUCUUACCAUUUCUAAGUGGAUGCUGGCUCCAAGAAUACCGUUUAAUACGGUUAAUUCUCUUUAUUACCAACAAGCAAUCGAUGCCAUUGCUAGCAUGGGGGUAGAUUAUAAAGGUCCGAGUUUUCAUGAUCUUCGAGGAUACUUAUUGACAAAAAAUGUUGAGGAGAUGCUUCAAAAUAUGAAGCAUCGACAGACUUGGGAGAUGCUUUACAAAUUAUUCAGAGAGGUGGUCCUAUUUGUUGGUCAAGAGAAUGUUGUUCACUUUGUGACUGACAAUGCCGCUAACUACGUGGCUGCUGGUCGCUUGUUGGAGCAGGAGUUUAGGACAAUAUUUUGGUCUCCUUGUACGGCUCAUUACAUUAAUUUAAUUCUUAGUGAUAUUGGUAAGUUGGACGAGGUGAAUGAUAUUGUGACUCAUGCUUCAAAGAUUGCUAAGUAUAUCUACAAUCAUUGCUUUGCAUUGAAUCUGAUGAGAAAAUUCACUAGUGGACAAGAAAUUCUACGCCCUACUCCAACUCGUUUUGCCACUAAUUUCAUUGCAUUGCAGAGUGUUUUGGCACAACAUAAUGCUUUGAGGGCGAUGGUAACAUCUAGUGAAUGGACUAGUUCAAGCCAUGCAAAGGAAAGUAAAGCAAAAGAAUUUGUGAAACUGUUAUUUGUGGAUUCUUUCUGGUCUGAAUGUGCAGCCAUGGUGCAGAUUAGUGAACCUCUUGUUCGUGUGUUACAUAUUGGUGAUAGUGAUGAAAGGCCUGCUAUGAGAUUUUUGCUUGAAGCAAUGUACAAAGCUAGGGAAGAGAUGUUGAAAAGAUUCAAUAAGAGAAAGAAGAAGAUUGAGCCGUAUAUCAACAUUCUUGAUGCUCGAUGGGAUAGGCAACUCCACAAGAACUUGCAUGCUGCUGAGUAUUGGAACUACUUCAAGGGUAGAAAUUAUGACCCAAUUGACUUCGAGAAGUUUGCUUCUUAUUCUACAUGGGUACUAGAGGAAGAGCCACUGGCCCUAUCAAAUGAAGAAUUGCGAACAUUUAGACGGGAUUUGCAAAUGUGCAUUCAAGAAAAUGGAAAUGAUGAUUCGUUGGAUUUGAAUUUGGAAGAUCUUGAUAUGGAUGAUGGGGCUGAAGAUAAUAUUGAUGGAGGGAAUGUCAGUGACCGAGUCCAAGAAAAUCCAUUGUUUGAAGCUCCUGAAGCACCACAUGAUGCUGCACCUGAAGACAAUAUUUGUGGAAAUUAUGGUGGAGAUUGGAGUGCAUGA